AGGAAGAGGCGCUGCCUUUAUCGGAAAGUACUUUGCUCGGUCUGAGAGACUGUGCAGUGUGCAGUUGGACUGCUGUGUAUUUUGGAGUGAGCCAGUGAGGAGCGAGGGUAGUUUACGAGAACAGCUCAUUCACAUGCGCAAGGAAGAGGGGCAAAGGGGGGAAAUAAUAGAGCACGCGAACAGCCGUACAGUUUCACAGAACACACACAGAACCUGUCACACACAGCCAUGGCCCGUGGGCACCAGAAGAUUCAGUCCCAGCAGAAAAAUGCAAAGAAGCAAGCCGAGCAGAAGAAAAAACAAGGGCAUGAUCAGAAGACUGCUGCCAAAGCAGCCUUAGUAUACACCUGCAGUGUCUGUAUGACGCAGAUGCCUGACCCAAAGACGUUCAAGCAGCACUUUGAGAGCAAGCAUCCCAAAUCCCCGAUGCCACCAGAACUAGCUGAUGUGCAAGCAUAAGAUGCAUUUUCAGUAUCAUGCUGUAACAGGAAAAGUGAACAUUUAAUCUGGAAAAUGGAAUAAGAGUACCUUCAAGCCACAAACCUACCUGUCAACUGCCCCUCACAAAUAGUCCUAGUUCUGCAGCUCUUUUCAAGUUGAACUGCUGAGCCGUGUUAACAAAGCAGCUUCGGAUUACUGAGAAUGGCGGGGUGAUUCAAUAUAGCCAGUUGGCCGCUUUGCAGUGCUGCUGUGGAAAAUGCAUUUCUACCAGAUUUAAAAGAUACCAGUCACUCAGUUUUGCACGUGUCCCUGUGAAAAUACUGCGUCCUGCUGUUUUUGCAUGUUACUGGAAUGCCAAUUUCAGUCAGUUAUCAUUUACAGUGGCCGGACACCUCUGUGUUCCUUACCAAAAUAAUUAUUGCAUUUUGUAAAAAAUGGCAAGGAAUGCCAUGCUAUGAGAUCGACAAGAAACAGUACUGUCACCAUUUGGGAAAUACGCUGGGCUACGCAGAUUGUGGAAUAUUGUAUAUGUUUUCAUGUCAACACACACACACAUGGUCUCUUCCCCCUCCAAAAGUAGUUCUAGAAUCCUGCUCAUUUGGAGCCUCCUCUGCCCAGUUUCAUCACCAUGUUUUUUGUGGGGGGGGGUUCCCCAUAGCAGCAAUGCAAAGUAGCCAACUGACUGUCCUAUAAAGCCUAUAUUUUUAGCAUGUAACUUUUAUACCACCAGUGUAUAGCGAUGCUGCAUAGUUUCAUAAAAGCAUCAUUUUUACACCUGUAAUUACACUUGUUCAUAUGAUAUAAAAUACGAUUUUAAUAAAGUAAUACUUUGGUACAUUUUCCAGGA
Molecule: messenger RNA, 1288 nt
Organism: Acipenser ruthenus (sterlet)
Lineage: Eukaryota; Metazoa; Chordata; Actinopteri; Acipenseriformes; Acipenseridae
Product: zinc finger protein 706
Exons: 5
Coding region: 229-459 (76 amino acids)
Source: RefSeq, a predicted model, not a curated record